AUGUUUGGAGGUUUUGUUGUUCGUGACGCUGCUGAAGAAAUUAUGGGAUAUGCAUCUGAUUAUUGCAGUACCCCAUUAUCCGACGAAAAUAUCAAAAAAGACGAUGAUAGCAGCUCUGUGUGUUCGAUGAACUCAUUGAACAUUCGACGUACUUUGGAAGGUUUUGUUGAUGAAGGCUGGCUUGAUGUUGAAGAAGUCAAGUUCUGUAAGUUUACUGCCUCUCCCGAUCUUGAUGACAACAAGUCUGUAUCUUCAGUUGGAUCGUUGGAUUUUGAUAAAAUCUGGCAAGGUUACGUGGAUGACGGCUUGGUUGUGGAAGAGGAAACGGUUGCUGUGAAAACUAUCAGUAGAAGUAGUGACCCGGUCAAUGUGAAAUCCUUGUUUAGAGCCUGUAACCAAGCAAAAAAUUUGAAUGUCAAAACCUACAAUGAAUUUGUCAAAAAAUUUAACCAUGAUGCAUCGAAAUUGCAAGCCGAUCCUAUUUCUUCCAGGAUUACUUUCUUUGAUCAUAUUUCUGCGAAUACAUCCGCCUCGUGUUUCAUUGAUGCUACGUUUGAAUUGCUGUGGAACAAUCAUGUUCAUGAGCACUUACGACAAAUAUUGCGCACACAAACAUGCCAGAACUAUGCCAGAACUAUGGAAGAAAAGGUUGCUCUCACCAAUGAGGCAUCCGCCAUGGCAAGAGAUUUUGUUUGGUCUUUGGAGAAGUUGGACGGAUCGAUGCAGUAUCCUAAAGGUAAAUACGGUGAUUGCCUAGAGGUCCUUAACUUCAUCAUGGGUAAAUGCUCAGAGAGGUUCCAGGCAGCCAUCUCAAAUUUCCCUGGAUGCUCAACACUUAGAUCACACCUUUGUUCUGUUAAUGCUGAACAUAGUUUCGUUGAUCCUAACUCAGAAACUCAACCAGUAAUCGAAGUGGGAUUUGAAAUGAGAACGGCAUUUUCUGCUGAACGUACGUUUGCUUCUCACCAAAGUCUUGACAACGAGUUCAGCGCUGUGUUCAAAUAUGAACACAUUGUCAGAGAGAGAAAGCAUGCUUGUAGAUUCGAAGGGUGUACAGGCACAGUCACUUCUCAGAAUACUGUAAGCUUACAAGACUUCCCGCCCUUCCUAUUCUUGGGAAAUGCAAGAGGAGCUGGUAUCGCAUUGGAAACGACUUACUUUCCAAGUAUCUUACAAAUAUCCGAAAAACUGAAUUACGAAAUUCAAGGUCGUGUGUACUCAUCUUCGUAUGAUGGCUCCCACUUUUACACCACAAGCAAAAAGGCAGAGACAUCCUGA
Mucor mucedo is the source of this 1278-nucleotide messenger RNA. RefSeq lists its product as uncharacterized. The transcript has 4 exons. The record is from RefSeq and is a predicted model, not a curated record. The coding region runs from base 1 to 1278 and encodes 425 amino acids. NCBI's taxonomy places the organism in Eukaryota, Fungi, Mucoromycota, Mucoromycetes, Mucorales, Mucoraceae.